UUGAGGGAGAGUUCAGCUGGGAACGUGCUUUCUGCCAAAAGAAGCGAAAGAGGAUACAAAAACGCAAAAUACUCAAACUAAACAAAUGAAAACAUGCCUCAUUUUACUGUGGUACCAGUGCAGGAUAACUCACCGUCCAACUAUGACAGUCUGGAGGGAAUAAACUGGGUGGAUUACAGAGACACAGGACAGGGAGGAUACCCGGGACAUCGAGACACAGUUAGUUCGGAUGGUCAUGGAGCUCACAAAGAAGACAGUCCCUUCCUCAGCAGUUCAGACUCAGCAUCUAAACGAAAUGACUACUAUGACAGAAACCUGGCCUUGUUUGAGGAAGAGUUGGACAUCCGGCCAAAGGUCUCUUCUCUCCUUAGCCGACUGGUCAGUUACACAAACGUUACUCAGGGUGUCAAAGAGCACGAGGAGGCAGAGAAUGCAGAUGCAUCUACAAGAAAACUCCCUCAAUCUCCAAAUAUGGGCACACUGAUGGGAGUGUACCUGCCAUGUCUGCAGAACAUCUUUGGUGUGAUUCUCUUUCUUCGCCUCACCUGGAUAGUGGGAACAGCAGGUGUUGCCCAAUCCCUUCUCAUCGUUCUCAUGUGCUGCUCGUGUACAAUGUUAACUGCAAUUUCGAUGAGUGCCAUAGCCACCAAUGGUGUAGUCCCAGCUGGUGGAGCUUAUUUCAUGAUAUCUCGCUCUCUGGGCCCUGAGUUUGGUGGUGCAGUUGGUCUCUGUUUUUAUUUGGGCACAACCUUUGCAGCUGCCAUGUACAUACUGGGAGCAAUUGAAAUAUUCCUGAAAUAUCUGAUUCCUCAAGCCGCCAUAUUCCAUCCCCCAGGGGGCAGUGCAAUGCUUAAUAAUAUGAGGGUGUAUGGCACAAUUUGUUUGAGCCUCAUGGCUGUGGUUGUUUUUGUGGGGGUCAAGUAUGUCAACAAGUUUGCCUCUCUCUUCCUGGCCUGUGUCAUAAUCUCCAUCGUUUCCAUCUAUGCCGGAGCUUUAAAAUCAAUCUUCCACCCACCUGACUUUUCGGUCUGCAUGCUAGGAAACCGGACUUUGGUUCCGCAUCACUUUGAUGUUUGUGCAAAGACAGUGGUUGUUGGUAAUGACACUGUUCCCAGCAACCUGUGGAAGAAUUUCUGCAGCUCCGAAAACUCCAGCACAGUUCACUGUGAUGAAUACUUUCUGCAGAACAAUGUAACAGAGAUUCAAGGCAUUCCUGGGUUGUCCAGUGGCAUCAUCAAAGAGAACAUGUGGGGGGAUUACAUGGAGAAAGGACAGAUUCUAGAGAAAUCUAGUCUUUCCUCUGUUGAUGUCCAUGGCUCCAUGGAGAGUGUUGGCUUCUAUGUGACUGCUGAUAUUGCCACUUCCUUUACACUCCUAGUGGGAAUAUUUUUUCCUUCUGCUACAGGCAUUAUGGCUGGAUCGAACAGAUCCGGAGAUCUUAGAGAUGCCCAGAAAUCUAUACCUAUAGGGACAAUUCUGGCCAUUACAACCACCUCUCUUGUCUAUUUCAGCUCUGUGGUUUUGUUUGGGGCCUGCAUUGAGGGUGUGGUGCUCAGAGAUAAAUUUGGAGAAGCAGUCAGUAAAAACAUGGUAGUUGGUACACUGUCUUGGCCCUCUCCAUGGGUCAUUGUGAUUGGCUCCUUCUUCUCCACAGUGGGUGCAGGACUUCAGUCCCUGACAGGAGCCCCCCGCCUUCUGCAAGCCAUUGCUAAGGAUAACAUCAUUCCUUUCCUUAGAGUGUUUGGACAUGGUAAAGCCAACGGAGAGCCAACGUGGGCUCUUUUACUGACAGGACUCAUAGCAGAACUCGGCAUCCUAAUUGCUUCACUCGAUAUGGUUGCCCCUAUUCUCUCUAUGUUUUUCCUGAUGUGUUAUCUUUUUGUAAAUUUGGCGUGCGCAGUGCAAACUCUUUUAAGAACACCAAAUUGGAGGCCAAGGUUUAAAUACUAUCACUGGGCUCUGUCUUUUCUGGGCAUGAGUACAUGUUUAGCCCUUAUGUUCAUCUCAUCGUGGUACUAUGCCAUUGUGGCCAUGGGCAUUGCUGGUAUGAUCUACAAGUACAUUGAAUAUCAGGGAGCAGAGAAGGAGUGGGGAGAUGGGAUCCGCGGGUUGUCUCUUAGUGGGGCACGCUAUGCUCUUCUCCGCCUGGAAGCUGGGCCACCCCACACUAAAAACUGGAGGCCUCAGCUGCUGGUUCUGCUGAAGUUGGAUGAAGAUCUCCAUGUCAAGUAUCCCAGAAUGCUUACCUUUGCCUCACAGUUAAAAGCAGGAAAAGGCCUAACCAUUGUAGGAUCUGUUAUUCAGGGAAACUUCCUGGAAUGUUAUGGAGAAACACAGGCAUCGGAACAGGCAAUAAAGAACAUGAUGGACAUCGAGCGAGUUAAGGGCUUCUGUCAGGUUGUGGUAGCCUCAAAAGUGAGAGAGGGUAUUGCACACCUGAUCCAGUCCUGUGGUCUGGGAGGCAUGAAGCACAACACGGUGGUCAUGGGUUGGCCAUAUGGCUGGAGACAAAGUGAAGACCCUCGCGCUUGGAAAACCUUUAUCAAUACAGUGCGCUGCACUACAGCUGCCCACCUGGCUCUAAUGGUCCCAAAGAAUGUGUCAUUCUAUCCCAGCAACCACGAGCGCUUCUCCGAUGGAUACAUUGAUGUUUGGUGGAUCGUCCAUGAUGGUGGCAUGCUUAUGCUCCUGCCUUUCCUUCUCAAACAACACAAGGUUUGGCGUAAGUGUAAGAUGCGUAUCUUCACUGUGGCCCAAAUGGAUGAUAACAGCAUUCAGAUGAAGAAGGACCUGGCAACCUUUCUGUACCAGCUCAGAUUGGAAGCAGAGGUGGAGGUGGUUGAAAUGCAUGACAGUGACAUCUCAGCGUAUACAUAUGAGCGGACAAUGAUGAUGGAACAGAGGUCACAGAUGUUAAAACAAAUGAGACUGUCCAGUGCAGAAAGAGACAGAGAGGCACAGCUAGUAAAGGACAGACACUCAUUAGUAAGAAUGGGCAGUCUGUACUCAGAUGAGGAGGAAGAAACCAUUGAAGUACUGCCAGAGAAGAACCUGAUGACUUGGACCGUUGACAAGGUAGAAGCAGAGAGAAGAAACAGAAACAAUGCACCAGAAAACUUCAGAGAGCUUAUUAGCAUCAAACCUGAUCAGUCGAAUGUUCGGCGGAUGCACACAGCCGUCAAGCUUAAUGAGGUCAUUGUUAAUAGAUCCCAUGAUGCCAGACUGGUGCUGCUAAACAUGCCAGGUCCUCCACGCAAUCAAGAGGGAGAUGAAAACUAUAUGGAAUUUCUUGAGGUGUUGACCGAGGGUCUCGAAAGAGUGCUGCUUGUAAGAGGUGGGGGUCGGGAGGUCAUCACCAUCUAUUCUUGAAUGGCCAAAGAUCAAUACUUGUGUUAAACUAUGCCAACUACAAGUCAUAUUGAGUGUUAUUUAAAGAAUUUGCUUACUGAACUACACACAAUCUUUGCCAGACUAGAUUUUAAACUGAAGUGCACUAACUAUUUUCACUUCACAAUACCUUAUUGGUAAGUUUUAAAUGCGAUUUCAGGAAAACACAAAACUUGUGAGAAAAUUUGAGGGAAAAUGCUGUUGAAAAGUGUACAGUAGAAAAAACACAAAUGUGUUUAAGAGCACAGCACAUUCAGCCUUUGCACUAUAACAUUAGUAAUCCAUUUCAUUUAGGGCAUCAUUGUGAUUCUGGUAAUAUGUGAAAAUAAGUACAGUAUAUCCCUUAUGUCAUUUUUUUUAUAAAGUAUGAACACAUCUGUUGAUGGAGUUGUUACACUCCAUGCGUCAGUCCAAGAGAAAUUAAGGGUUGUGUCAGAACCAAGAAAAAUAUUGGCAGUUUUCUUAUUUAACGACUAGAAACUCAACAAACAUUCUUUACCCAUUAAUGAUAUUGUAACAUAUACCAUUAUAUUAAAUGACAAGAUUGUACUGAGCAUGAAAAAUUGUAAUCAACAAAAAGGUAUGAUCUGAACGAGUUCUGACUGUCACUCAGAAUACUGAGUACUGAACUUAAAUUUAUAUGAGAGUGCUCAUAUUUUUAUUUAUUGUUCCUUUAUUUAUUUAUAGAACCCCCCUACAUUUUAUUGAAAGUAUUAGCUUUAGAAAAGAACCAAAGGAUAGGGGGCAGGAUAGAUGUUGGAUAUAAUAGCUUUGUAGAUUUUGUAAUAUAUACAACAAGUAGAUUUGACCUAUUUUCAACAACAAAAUAACUGUUUUGUAAGUGAACUGUUUUUUGUAAGAAAAAUACUGAAGAUGCAUUUUAGUCUACAACUCACAAUGACAAGGAGGAAAUUUGGAUAUUGAUACAUACUCUAGAAGUCUUUAUUCUUUGGUAUAGCAUGAUUAUUGUACAGACAAAAUACAUUUGUUAUACAAAUAGAAGAAAUGUGGAAGACUGUAUUGACCAAUAACAUUGUAUUUGGAAUUUAACGUCAAUGUUCCAUUUGGAACAUAAUGUUCAUGUUCUAUAAAGAAUCUGUAAUAGUGUUCCAUGUUAAAGAGAACGAAUAAACAUUUCAACAAUGAAAAAAUAGCUUAUUUUGAGGAAAACAUUUUUAAACUCUAUAUCUUAACUAUAAAAACGAUAAAUAAAGUGCACUAGAAAUGAAAGAGCUACAGAUUCCAUAGAUCCAUUUACAAAUGUUUGUUUUAUUAUGUAAUGUCACCUAAUAAUUUUAUCGAGUAGCAAAGAAUGUCUAUUUUGAAAACAAAGUACAUUAAAACCAGUUAUCACACUCUUA
Triplophysa dalaica is the source of this 4748-nucleotide messenger RNA. It is a transcript of the gene slc12a4, whose product is annotated as solute carrier family 12 member 4. Gene Ontology annotation, cellular component: membrane. The coding region runs from base 94 to 3369 and encodes 1091 amino acids. NCBI's taxonomy places the organism in Eukaryota, Metazoa, Chordata, Actinopteri, Cypriniformes, Nemacheilidae. The transcript has 24 exons. The record is from RefSeq and is a predicted model, not a curated record. Gene Ontology annotation, molecular function: potassium:chloride symporter activity. Gene Ontology annotation, biological process: chloride transmembrane transport; chemical synaptic transmission; cell volume homeostasis.